This is a messenger RNA of Fonsecaea erecta, 1350 nucleotides long. RefSeq lists its product as hypothetical. The coding region runs from base 1 to 1350 and encodes 449 amino acids. NCBI's taxonomy places the organism in Eukaryota, Fungi, Ascomycota, Eurotiomycetes, Chaetothyriales, Herpotrichiellaceae. The record is from RefSeq and is a predicted model, not a curated record. The transcript has 2 exons.
AUGAACAUCAGCAACACUGGUACCGAGCAUACGAAUACGACGAUUAGAGGCUGGGUUCCGCAGCCAAAUGGCCGGGGCACCCUCGAUAUCCUUGUCUCUUGUGCUGUGACCAUCUUCUUAUGCGGCUGGUCCUCAAUCUGCGUCAACGUACCAGCAUCCGACCAUUCCAGAUGGGAUUUAUUCUGGGACAAAUGGCAUAUGUUUUGCUUAUCUAUGCUUGGUCCAGAAUUUGUCUUUAUGCUGGCUCUAGGACAGUAUAUGCGUGCGGAUGCCACCGUCAAGCUGUACCAUGAUAAAGGCUUCAGGGAUUGGACCAUUAAACAAGGAUUUUAUGCCGACAUGGGCGGCUUUGUCCUUAAACCCCGUGGCUGGAAGGAGUUUCCAGUCAAUGCGAAACAACUGUUGUACUUGAUUGAGCGUGGCCACAUCCGAUAUCCGGAGACCAGAGUAAGCCAAAUCAAUGACAGAAACAAGUCGGACAGCUUAGCAAGGUUUGUCACCGCAUGCCAGAUCAUCUGGUUCGUUCUUAAUGUCAUCGCUCGGCCUACGCAAAAGCUCGCAGUGACAACCAUCGAAAUCACCACUAUUGCAUCGAUCGUCUGCACUCUGGGUGUCAAUUUCUGUUGGAGACAUAAGCCAAUGGAUGUGGGCACGGCCAUAGUUCUUGAGACAGAUCGCUCAAUGUACGACAUCCUCGAAGAUGCCGGGGAUCUCUGCUCAGAGCCCUACAAAACGACACCACUCGAUUUCCUCAGCCGCGAAGAAUGGAUAGGCACCAAGCUAUGGAGUUACAACGUCAACAUACUGCGGAAACUGCACAUCGUGCGCCAGCGGCCUCGAGUGCUUCCUAUUCAGCAUUUGUCCUCUUUCAACUUUCCAAAGCUCUCUACGGGUGGGACCGUGGUUUGCCUGUCCAUGGCUGUGGCCUACUCGGCGAUACUGAUGAUUGCGUGGAAUUUUGAAUUUCCUUCCUCAGCAGAGAGACAGAUUUGGCGCAUCUGUAGCUCUUUAACCAUGGCACUUACGCUUGUCGUCGGGAUAGUCGAGAUAGCACUUCCUUCACCUCGCAAUCCGAAAGAUGAGGAAGCCUGCGACGGGACAGAAAUGACCCAAAAGACACCAUCCCCCAACGUCUUUGAGAGAAUUGCCAACAAACGCUUUAAUAAUUCCCUGGACAAAGACCCCGCCCUGGAUGUACCUGUGAAAUCAAUGCUGCUCACACAACCCAUCUGCGCCAUCUAUACUGUGUGUCGUAUAUAUGUCUUGUUGGAGGAUCUCAUCGGUCUCCGAGCAUUACCGGCAACUGUUUUUCAAAAUGUGGACUGGGCUGUAUAUUUGCCACACAUAUGA